Messenger RNA from Colletotrichum karsti, 2421 nucleotides. RefSeq names its product microtubule associated protein. The transcript has 3 exons. Gene Ontology annotation, molecular function: microtubule binding. Gene Ontology annotation, biological process: mitotic spindle midzone assembly; microtubule cytoskeleton organization. NCBI's taxonomy places the organism in Eukaryota, Fungi, Ascomycota, Sordariomycetes, Glomerellales, Glomerellaceae. The record is from RefSeq and is a predicted model, not a curated record. The coding region runs from base 1 to 2421 and encodes 806 amino acids. Gene Ontology annotation, cellular component: cytoplasm; spindle; mitotic spindle midzone.
AUGGAUACCAGUUACCUGUCCCAGCAGGUCAACACCAUUAUCGGCCAGCUGCACGGCCUGUUUGACGAGAUCGGUGUCCCUAACAAUGACCGCGAGGCGCGCGAAGCAGACCUCUUCGAGGCGCUGUCCAAGACCCUGACUGACCAGGUCCGCCAUGUCACCAACGAAAAGGAAGAGAUGAUCGAGGAGGCCGAGCGCAUGAUCAACAACAUCCGACAGAUGGAGGCUUCCAUCAGCGGACGCCGCGACCGCGACGACAACGACAUCAAGAUCACAUAUCCCCUUACGCGCUGCUUGAAGGGCCUCAAGGACAAGCACAUCCAGAUCGCGAGGUUGCACAAGGAGCGUUUCGCACAGGUCAAAAAACUCGUCGAAGCCCUCGAAUCGUACUCGUCGCAUCUUGAACCCACCUUCGUCCAGAUCCCCCUGCCCCCGACUGGCCCGAACCAGUCCAUCCCGCCCGACUUCGACCUGUCGCCCGCGUACGUGGAGAAGCUCGACAACGAGUUUACGAGAGUCUACGAAGAGUACAGCCGCCGCGUCGCCACGGUCAAGGCCCUGUGCGAGCACACCAUCCAGCUCUGGGCCGAGCUGGGCACGCCUCAGGCCCAGACCGACGGCGCUAUCGUCAAGUAUUACAGGGAUGCGCCCGAGCAGCUGGGUCUGCACGAGGAGGACAUCGCGCGCCUCCGGGCGAAGCGCGACAAGCUGUCCGACGAGAAGAAGAACCGCGAGAAGCGCCUGAAGGAUCUGCGCGCCGCCGUGGAGGCGCUCUGGGAGAAGCUCGAGGUCGACAUGGGAGAGCGCAAGGCCUUCCUGAACAGCAACCGCGGCUGUGGCGUCCGUCAGAUCAACGAGUUCGAGGACGAGUUGGCGCGCCUGAACGAGCUCAAGCGACAGAAUUUGCACCUCUUCGUCGAGGAUGCCCGGUGCAAGCUGCAGGAGCUGUGGGACGCCCUUUACCUCUCCGAGGAUGAGAUGCUCGAGUUCACGCCCGCCUUCUCCGAUGUGUACAGCGACGCCCUCCUGGAAGCCCACGAGCGCGAGAUUGCCAGACUGGAGGUUCUCAGAGAACAGCGCGCACCUACCCUCGCACUUAUCGACAGGCACAAGAGUCUCACCAGCGAACGCGAUGAACUUGCGGCAUCGAGUCAGGACGCUUCCCGUCUGAUGAUGCGCGGACAAAAGGGCGAGAGACGCGACCCGGGCAAGCUUCUCAGGGAAGAGAAGAUGCGCAAGAGAAUCGCAAAGGAGCUGCCCAAGGUGGCUGCCGAGCUUCGCCAAGUCCUGGAACGCUUCGAAGACGAGUAUGGGCGCCCUUUCCUCGUCCAUGGCGAUAGAUACCUGGAUGUUCUUGAGGCCGAGGACAGACCGGCACCGGGACCCAGAUCCAAGACGCCUGGCGCUGGACAGAUGGCGUCGGCAACCAAGCCCAGAGCCGGUCACAGCCGCUCGAAUAGUACCACCGCUGCCGUGAGACCGCCUACUCGACAGGGAGCCAAGACACCGGUUGGCCCGGCCCCGACGAACAAGCGCAGUGCCAACAACAUGAACGGCGCAUCUCAAGCCAGGCCGUUGUCUGCUCACAUUAUCAAACCUCCCGGCAGUCCCCGCCCAGAGUCCUCUAUGGGACAGAUCCGCAGUAACCACGGCACCCUCACAAAGCCUCCCGGAAGCCCUUCGAGGAUUGCGCGCCCUCCACUUACCAACCUGAAGUACGGAAACAACUCACCUGAAAGGAUACAAAGACCCGAGUCGAGGAUUGCUGAGUCGAGAGUCGAUGCGUACGCGACUAUACGCGGCGCACCGCCGCUGCGCGCUCCACCACCGAAGAUGCGCGAUCUCCAUGCUAUGGACCUCGAGACAUCGAACCACGGCUACAGGUCGGCAGGACUGGGCGGCAGCAUCGUGCGCCAGGUCGAGCUGGAGGAUGUGUACAACGACUGCCAACAACCGCGCCUGAACCGGGCGAACUCGACGCUGUCGCAUACUUCCCACGCAUCGCACGCCUCCCACAACUCCCACGCCUCCGCGUCAUCACACCAGUCCCAAGGGUCGUCCCAGUAUGACUUCUCGUCCUCCGUGAUCAGACACCACCCGUCGUCAUACUCGCAAGCGCCGCCACCCCGCCAGAUCUCCAACUCGUCGACCGGCUCCAGCAACAUCACGGGCUCGGAGAACUGGGAGACGUACGACGACGCCAGCGAGCCCGAGCAGGACGCGACGGACACGUACUACGCCAAGGUGCGCGCCGCCCGCGGCAAGCGGUUCGAGCCGGAGUCGGGGUACCCGGCGGCCGUCGACCCCAAGAGGCAGCAGCGCGGGUUCCCGACGCAGGCGCAUGCCGGGAAUGCGUUUGCCGACGCGGAAGGGAACCGCAUCAUCUCGGGCAGCGAGUGGACCGACGAGGACGGGUACUGA